This is a messenger RNA of Porites evermanni, 6955 nucleotides long. The record is from the annotation of a GenBank genome assembly. NCBI's taxonomy places the organism in Eukaryota, Metazoa, Cnidaria, Anthozoa, Scleractinia, Poritidae.
AUGAGUUUAAAACGGCCUCGGUCUUUUUUAAAUCCUGUCCCAGAGACUAGUAGUUCUCAUAAGCGUCCUUUAAUUGAGUCACGCGACAAGAGUCCUGGAAAAUCAACUGAGAGCGAUUUUGGUGAGCUUAAGAUUGAUGACAGCUCUUGAAAGUCCUGGGUGAAAGAGCUUACAAUCACUAGUUUUUUUUUAUUUAUUUAUUUAAUCGUUUCAAUCUUAUGUAUUCACCAUUAGUAAUUAUCAUUGUCUUUUACUUUUUUUGAAUCCAGAUUUUGAAAUACCCUGUGACACAAAAGCAGCCAUAUUAUUUCUGAAGUCAAUUGUACCAUUGUCGAAGUUUGAAAGGAAAAUUCCAGCCAUUAUAUUGAAGCAUCAGAUCUACUGUGUUGUCAAGGACAAGACAUUAGUGGACAGGCAGUUGGUAAGUCUGCAUACUGCAGCAGCGGACAUUCAGGACGAGCUUAAUUUUUCGUCAGGAUGAAUUUAUAGCUCAUUCACUUCUAUCGGCCAUGUUAUGGCAAAAUGAUUUGCCACAGUUGAGUUUGUUGUUGGUUCUCUCCUUUACUCUGAGAGAUUUUUCUCCGGCUACUACAGUUUUUCCCUCUUCCUCAGAAACCAUCAUUUCCAAAUUCCAAUUCGACCACCGUCCAGGUAGACGAAGAACCAACAAGUGGAUUUACUAACCCUAAAUCAUCAUGUGUAUUUUUUUUCUAUUUUUUAAUUAAAUAUUUGGCCGCUAUUCAGAUUGAAAAGGUUUGCUCCUCCAUGAGCCCAAUCAAAAUGUUUUGGCCUACUAUAUGGUAAAUGGCCACUUAUAAGCCCACCCCCAGUUACAGACCUAUCUACUUGUAAACAAAAAAUACAUCCGAUUAUACCGGUAAGUUCCCCUCUAGCUUGUACUGAAAUGAAUUUGAUUUACAUGUUUUAUGGCAUUUUAAAACGUAAUUAAAAACCAGUAAAUGCAAAUGGUAUUUUGGUCAGCACUGCCACAGCUUGCUUCAAAGCAUUUUUUCUAGACCAGUUAUAUUAAGCCCGCUGAGAUAUAAGCCCCUCUGUUUAUAAGCCCUACUAAACCCCUUAUGAAGAUGUAUAAGACCAGAGCUUAUAAGCGGCAGUUUACGUUAGUCUUGUUUUCUAACCUUUUAUCUAUCCAGAUUCUUUCUACAGUGUAUGGUAUCGAAGUUUUUUUGCUAACUUCCUUUUCAUCCGGUGUACAUCAACUUGUUUGUAUGACCUAAACGUGUUUGGAAGGCUUAUGUUUUACAAACAACAUUGUGUUUUGAGCUUCAUCAUGAAUAAGGAACUGAGUUUUUUUUGUUUUCAGAAUAAUCUCUGGGAAGAGAACGAGGUUCGUCUUUUCAAACUAACUUCAGGAUCUGACGAGUUUGGUGUUGUACUUACUGAGGACUAUGUUUCUCAUGUCAAGUCAAGAGUCAGUGAUCCAAAGGUUCUUCUUACAAUAGGUUAGCACUAGAUGAAGGAAAAUGUGGGUUAAUUUACCAUAAUAAGGCAGGAUAUUUACUCUACUUUAAAAUUAUUAUUAUUAUUAUUAUUAUUAUAUAAUAAUAAUAAUAAACAUACAAAAUGCAUGUCCUUAGAAAUUAAACAUAUGUUCAUUUCAUGUUUUCCCCUUUUCUGUUUUACCUUAUUAGUUUAGUUUAUUUAUCAAUUAUUCAUAGAGCCCGAAUGGGCUCUGAGUCAAUAGCCCAUGAGGCCUUCGGCCUCAUGGGCUAUUGACUCAGAGGCCAUGAGGGCGAGAGAAAUAAUUGUUUUAGUAAGAUCGAACUAGCUGGUCAAAAAUAUUGGAUUAAAAACAUUUUAGCUAGGUAAAGCUAGACUUUAAUCCUUUUUUGCCACCAAAAAGCCGUGCUUUUUGCUACUAGUGGAUAUAGCCUAGGAGUAGCUCAACCAAUCAGAAUGCAGUAUUGAUAAUAGACCACUAGUUGGAUUUUACUAAUUUGUCACAGUACUAUGAUUGUGUUUGAUGAUGAGUGUUAUUGAGGACAAACUAGGGGUAUACCAUGGGUAAAAUGACAUUGAGCCACAAUGUAUGGAUAAAAACUGUCUGAUACACUACAACAAAAAUUUAUUGUAGUUUUAGUGGUGAUUUUUAUUAAGUGAAUCUAGGAAUAAAUAAAUAUCUGCCUGGGUAUUGUUUUUAACAUUAAUGAUUAUGCUUUGUCCAUUUGAUUAUUUUAAAACCUUUCUGAUUUUUUCUAACAGAUAAAUUUGUCAGUAGCCUUCUCCCAAAUCAUUCAGAUGUCAGUAUAAGUAAAAAGGAUGUAUCUAACAGAUUUAGACUGUCAGAGGAGGAAAUCACGUAUGUAGUCUUGUUGAUGUACCAUAAUUAUUAUGGUGGGGGGUUGCUUGGCUGCUUCGCAACCUAAAAAGCUUGCUCUGCUCACUUAAACUCGUGAGGUUGACCUGUGGCAAGUCUAAUGUACCAUAAAGUUUCUCUGAAGGAGUAUUCCCUGUAUUUACAGCUCAUUAUCACCCUGAUUGUUUUUAUCUUCAGUCAUCUUGUAAGCACUGGUGUCCUUACCACAAGGGAUGUUGAUAGCUGGUGGCUCUCCAUUCCUGGUGCAGGUGUCUUCAUGAAAAACUUUUCAAAUGGUAAGUAUACGUCAUAGUUUCGAGUAAUUUGGCUUCUCUCCUUACCCAGGCUUAGAAUUGCUAAAUCUGUGUCAAAGUAAAUUCUCUAACAUAAAAAUUCAGUGCUUUUAAUCUGAAUUGAAAAAUGGGCUUUAGCUCUCAAAAAUGUUAUCGCAUUUACUUUAUUUACUGUGCAAUCUAAGGCUUGUGACAGCUUAAAAGUUCAAGUUUUGUAAUAAAUAUAUCCCCAUUUUGUAAUUUGUAUUGGCCGACCAUCCGAUUCUCCUCAUUUUGUUUUGUAUUUUAGGAAGAAAAGCACUUAUUCGAAUGAUCCGACAACGCAAGUACCGUGAAAUUCUUGAGAGGGUAAUAGUUUUACAUUAAUUUUUUAUUUUUUUUAAGACGCGUUGAUACAUUCGUAUUGUAUAUGUACAUAAGAUUUAAACAAGUUGCUACUUUCACAAAAACUACCCAGGCAUUUAAUAUUCAGGGCGAGUUUGAAAGUCUGAUAUAUUAUUGAGAGUUAUGUCAAUGAAACAGAACUCACAAAUAAGGUAUUGUGUGAAGGGUUUCUAAUGGAAGCAAGGACAAAUACAUGUAACCAAACACAUUCUUUAGAGAGCGUGGAUAAUGUUAGGUACAAUUGAACUCUUGUACAAAUAAUUACCCAUUUUGUUAUGGGGGUAACUUUUCUGUUAGCGACUACCUAUGACCCGCCUUUGAAUGGAGAACCUUGUUUUCAUUCAACCUGACGGACAGUUUUGAAAAUUUGGACGAGAUUAUUCUGGAUUGGGCAGGGUAAAGCAAUUGAAGCCGCAAUAUACAAAAAAAAGACAUCAAAAUCUGACAGGAACAAAAGUGUGGGUAAACUAUACUUUUUGUUCUUUUCACUUAUUGUUCUGAUAUGUAAACUGACAGAUGCAAAGCAAAUACUAAUGGUUUUAAUGUUGGACUGUUGGUGCUGAUAUAUAGGAUAAUACCUAGUCACCAAGGCCUUCUUAAAACUAAUUAAUGUCCGAGCUCUUACUCCAGGAAUAUUUGUGCCCCAUUUCCAUUUCUUGUCAAUAAUUUGUCCUCAUUCUGUAACAUGAUUGAAACCGGUCUGAGUCCCCCAACUCCGGUAAAGGUCAAGCUAGUUAAUAUAAAAGCCCUUGGAUGGACUUUGCUAAUGUCUAAAUACAUAUUACUGUCUGUUACUGUAGAUAAAUUGGUUUUGUUUUUUGUUUAACAGGAUCUGCUCUCUCGAAAAUUUGACGGCCAUUCCAAGUUAGGCAUUGCUUACCAUAUUUAUGACAUCACUGGUGCAGAAAUUGUGAAGAGGUAUGAGUUAGGUCAUUGAAAGAGCACUCCUUUGAGGCCUCUUUGGUGCCACGGUACACUUUUUAUUCUAUUUAGAGAGAAGAAAAAAGCAAGAAAGUUUUCUUACUGGUAGAAACGUUCACAAACAAGAGAGAACGAAAGAGACGAAAACUGUUCAGGGACUGGUCAUUAUUUAUCGGGACGGGGGGCUGGUGCAAAUAGGGGGUGGGCCACCCUUUUUACGCACGGCUUGAAGGGGGGUAAAUUGUAAAUUGUAAAUUGUAAAUAUCUUAUCAUCCACUCCCCACAGGGCUUUUCAGGGAUAAUUUACAACACUGGUUGGGGGACUUUGCCAGACUGCUUAAGGUGCAGUUUACAAGUACUGAAGGAAUGAGUGAUGAUGCCCCCAUCCAUGAGUGUGAAAGUGAGAUAGACCACUACAGCAGGCACUACGUGCCCUACUCUUUACGAAGAGUGUGUGGGUUCUUUAACGUCCCACAGAUUUAUUACAUGUGCAAGGGCUUGUGAGACGGGGCCUACAGUUUAUCGUCCUUAUCCGAGAAGACUAGAAAGUCUAACCAUUUGCAGAUGUUAUUACAAAGGUAGCACUUUCUCCUCAGUUAUUUAAAGACCCUGAGUGUUGGUCCGGCCGGGGUUUGAACCUACAGCCUCCCGCUCAGCAGACCGGCGCUCUCCCAACUGAACUAACCGGGCGGCGGUAGUGGGGGGGCAUUAAAAAAUAUGCUAACGUUUUGCCAGCAAACAUGUUAAAAGCUGCGCCUGGAUGCCAUCAACAAAUACAGCCUAUUAAAAUAGCUUUAUACAACACCUUUUAUUAACACUUACAAAUCAGUAUCUUACAACAUUGAUCCUAUUUCUACUGUAAACAUAACCAGCACCAUCAUCAUUGUUGUUGUUGUCCUCAGCAUUUAAUAAUCAUCAUCAUUGUCAGCAUCACCAUUACCAUUGUUGUCAUCAUCACCAUUUUCAUCAUUGUCUGCAUCAUCAUCAAUAUCAUUGUUGUCUUUAUCAUCAUCAUCAUCAUUAUUAUUAUCAUCAUCGUCAUCAUCAUUACUGUCAUCAUCAUGGGCAUUAUCUGGUUCUAGGUUAGUGUUUUCUUUUCUUGGAAAAUUGUCUACAUAUUCACUAAUCAAGGUUACAGCUUUAGUAGACAGGAGAUACAUAAGUUGUAGAUAUUUUACNACUCUUUACGAAGAGUGUGUGGGUUCUUUAACGUCCCACAGAUUUAUUACAUGUGCAAGGGCUUGUGAGACGGGGCCUACGGUUUAUCGUCCUUAUCCGAGAAGACUAGAAAGUCUAACCAUUUGCAGAUGUUAUUACAAAGGUAGCACUUUCUCCUCAGUUAUUUAAAGACCCUGAGUGUUGGUCCGGCCGGGGUUUGAACCUACGGCCUCCCGCUCAGCAGACCGGCGCUCUCCCAACUGAACUAACCGGAGGGCGGUAGUGGGGGGGCAUUAAAAAAUAUGCUAACGUUUUGCCAGCAAACAUGUUAAAAGCUGCGCCUGGAUGCCAUCAACAAAUACAGCCUAUUAAAAUAGCUUUAUACAACACCUUUUAUUAACACUUACAAAUCAGUAUCUUACAACAUUGAUCCUAUUUCUACUGUAAACAUAACCAGCACCAUCAUCAUUGUUGUUGUUGUCCUCAGCAUUUAAUAAUCAUCAUCAUUGUCAGCAUCACCAUUACCAUUGUUGUCAUCAUCACCAUUUUCAUCAUUGUCUGCAUCAUCAUCAAUAUCAUUGUUGUCUUUAUCAUCAUCAUCAUCAUUAUUAUUAUCAUCAUCGUCAUCAUCAUUACUGUCAUCAUCAUGGGCAUUAUCUGGUUCUAGGUUAGUGUUUUCUUUUCUUGGAAAAUUGUCUACAUAUUCACUAAUCAAGUUUACAGCUUUAGUAGACAGGAGAUACAUAAGUUGUAGAUAUUUUACUUGAAACAAUGAUAAUGUAGAUAGAACUUCCAAUUUUAGGUUUUGGAUUUGAAUUACUUCAGAUGUAGAAGCAUUCGAAAUAAACUCUCGCACUUUCUGUAUGUUGGCAGCUUUUCUCAAAACUUUCCUUCUUUUGGCUUUCCUUCGGUUCUCUUUCUGAGAAUGCUUUUUGGUUUUUGCAUUCACAUGGGGGGCAUAUUGGAACAUAUUUGAUGUCUUCUCUAACUUUUCCCUAAGGUUUUCUUCUAUUUCUAUCACCCUUUCUUUAACUUUUAUAAGUUUGCCGAUAAGUUUUUCAUCAAAUGUUUUUGGGUGGUUGUGCCCUGGAAGCUGUUUCCCUGCUUUGGAGAAAUGAGUACAAAGAAGCGAAAGAGGAAGAGGAGUCGACUGAAGAAGAAAAAAUGAUUGAGAGUACCGAGAACUUUAAUGUCAAUACGACAAUUGUCUACACACGGUCUGGGCGAAGAGCAACUCAAAUCCAAAUUUAAGGUAGCUUUAAAUAGAAUGUCUAUCAGUUGGACAUGGUGACUUGAUAAAUACAUACAAAAUAAUGACCAGUCCCUCAGAAAAAGUGUCCAUUUUUAUUUACCAGAAUUGCCUUUUCUAUUUUUUUGGCCGCCUGUAAUGUAAUGAGCUUAUCCCUGACUUUCUCGCGCAGCAGGUUAAUUGUAUGUAUAUGGAAAUAAACAAAGCGAAAAAUGACAAUUUCUCAUCUAGAACGUCGUCUCUUGAAUGUUCAUAAAGUUCCUCGAAGAAAACAUUCAUUCGUGAAGCCCAUCGGGCAAAAGCGCGUAAGCAUAUUUUUACGAUUCUCGAUCGCCGAGAAAAAAAUGACAUGGUUCUAGUGAAACUUUGUGAAUAUCACAAUGUUUAAACUAUUUUCUUUUCCAAUUUGAAGGAACUGUUACAAAAUACUGUCCUACGAGACCAAAAUAAUAUUUUUGAGAGAAGACGUAUGAAAGGGUUUGGUUUGUACAUUUCUCAAACAAAAUUCUCUCAUCUUUUAAAACACUGAUCUUUCCUUUUGUCCUUUUUUUUGCUUGAAGCGUGGAAACCACUUCAGGUCGGUUACUUAGACUGGAUAUUCAAUCAGAAAGCCGAGCGAGAUCCAACAGAUAG